UAUCACUUUACUUUUGCCCUCAGACUCUCUAAGAGCUCAGUAAAGGACAAUUAUUUUGGUCAGUUUUGCUUCAGGGCUGUAAGGCGGAGGGCAGGCCGUAGGACGGCGUCCAGCACACGUGGAGAUAACUGAGGUGCAAACAUGAUGAAAGCGGGCGCCACCAAGGUGGGACUGCCCAAACCAGGACUCCAGGAGCGAGCCAAGCAGUCCUCCUUGACCUCCUCUUCUUCCACCACCACCUCUACAGCCAUGAAGACCUCCAGAUCCUCCAACAUGCUGGCCUCAGACCAACGCCUCAGCAGACUGAAAAGAGCGAGCAGUGAUGACGCCUUGACAAAGCCCGCGCUGGGAGCUGCUGCCACUGGCUCCCGGAUGAAAAAGACUGUGACCACAGGAGCCAUAUCAGAUCUCGCUGAGGCUCGCCCUCGAAGCCAGUCUGGUGUACAAACGGCUAAGAAGUCUGGCAUCCCAGCCCCAAGAGAAAUACCUGUACCUAUAACAAGAGACCGCACCUCUCUGAGGGAGCAGCUAAGGAGCUCCAGCACUAAGAGGAUGGUUUCCAGUGCCAGCACCUCCAGCCUCUCCACGCUGGCAAAGCAGACACGUGGAUCUACAAAGUCCCGUGGGGAUGCAGAGGGCCAGGAAAGGGGCCUUUUGGAGUGCCAGGUGAAAGAGCUGCUGGCUGAGGCCAAGGCUAAAGACUUAGAGAUCAGCAAUCUUAGGAUGGAGUUACAGCGCUGCAAAGGUAAAACCUCCCCCACUUCCCCUAAAACUUCACCAAGCUCUGUCUCGUGGCAAGAGCCUUCUGUGGACAGAGAGCAGGGCCAGGUGACGGAGGCCCUCGUGCUGGUAGGGGAGUUGAGGGAGAAGAACGGAAAGUUUCAGAGAGAGCUUGCAGCGCUCAGGGAGGAGAACCAGGUGCUGAAGGAGAAGCUGCUCAGCUUGGAGGCUUCUCCCGUCUCUUGUACAAGCACAAGCAGUCCAUCCAAACCAUUAGUUAAUGGCCUGCCGUCAGACUCCAACUCCUCUGCUCCUCAGCAGGAUAGUCUCGCUUCAACCACCAGCCCUCUUAAAACAUCUGUGUCCUCUGGCUCAGAUAUCACUAAGGACUCACCAUCACCCGACUCCUCAGAGUUUGAGAAGAUCCCGUCACGUUCAGAAUCAGUGAGCAGUGGUGUGAGCGGGGAGGCCAUUGUAGCAGGGGCAGUAACCAAUGCCAGGGGGCAGGAUGUUUCAGUAAAAAGCCUGACUGAACAGAUUCAUAAGAUGGAGGAAAGCCACCACAGCACAGCUGAAGAGCUGCAGGCAACUCUGCAGGAGCUGGCCGACCAGCAACAAGUGGUCCAGGAGCUGACUGCUGAGAAUGAGCGUCUGGCAGAGGCAAAGCGCCUCCUGCAGGCCUCACUACAACAGCAGAGAGAACGUGUCGAAGUGAUGACCCAGAAGAACGAGGCACUGGCUAGCCGGCUUCAGGAGCAAGCCCAAGCUCAGGCCCAGAGGGAGGAGGAGCUGGGGAGCCAAGGGCCUCGGCUGGCCGAGCUGGAGCAGAGGUACACCGAGCUGAUUGAAAGCUCACGAUUUGAACGGGAGAAGCUGGUAGACAUUCAGCAGCAGCUGACGGGCAGCCUACGAGCUCUAGAGGAGGAGCACCAGGAGGCCCAGGGCCAGGUGCGCUGUCUCAGAGAGGAGAUGGACAGACUGCAGGCCCAGCUGGACAGGGAGUUGGAGGCCCGGAGUCAGGCAGCACAGGUCGCAGAGGAGCAAAAGGCAACAGCAGAAAGUCUAAGGUUGGAAAACAGCAGGCUGAAGGCACAGGUGGACAUUGAGAGGCAAAAAGUGGGUGAGCUGAAGGCCAUGCAGAGUGCCAGUGACAGCAGCGAGGUGCAAAACUUGCUGAAGACGGCCCAUGCUGAGAGAGACAGGCUGGAGUCAGAGCUGACUGAGAUGAGGCAGGAGCUGCUACAGGCCCAGGCCGAGACUGAGCAUGUGCAAACUACAAUGUCCAAGGUGGAGGCCAAAUGCCAGCAGGUCCAGGAGCGGGCAGAGAAGAGGGAGCAGGAGCUCAGCGGCAGAUUAGCGUCUCUGGAGGAGGCUGGCAACCAGGCUGAGAACCAGGUGAAGGAGCUGAAGGAGACCAUCUUCGAACUGGAGGACCAGGUGGAGCAGCAGAGGGCUGUCAACUGCCACACCAACCAAGCUGUGCUGGACAUGGAGAAUCUUGUCAAAAAGCUUGAGGAGCAGAAAACUGACGCAGAGCGACAACUGAAGGUCUUGACUAGACAGAUAAAGGAAGAAAAAGAGGAGUGGCGUCGGUUCCAGGCGGACCUCCAGACAGCUGUAGUAGUGGCCAAUGACAUCAAGGUAGAGGCACAGCAGGAGCUGCGUACACUGAGGAGGCAGCUGCAGGAGGAGCAGGAUCGCAGUGCAAAGCUUUCAUCAGACCUCGAGGCCCUGCAGGGAGUCAGGUCCCAAGGUGAUGAGGUGAGGGUGUCUGACUCCGACAACAGCCGUCACUGGUGCGGCAUCUCCAUGAUCCCAACCACACCCACAGACGCCAGCGCAGAUGCCGACUCAGAGCCCGGAGCUACUGUCAAAUCCCUCAUAAAGUCCUUUGAUACUGGACAGAAUGGACCUGCUCACACAAUUCAAAUGCAUUCCUCCCAAAGAAGCCCGCUUAGUGGCAUCCCCGUUCGCACUGCACCUGCUGCUGCUGUCUCCCCUAUUCAGAGACAGACAUUUAUAAAGCCACUUUCAAAGACUUUGGAAAAAAGAAUCAAUCAUGGGGAGUUCUCUCAUCAAUACGACAAGUUUCCUGGUUGCAGCGAAGACCUCAAACCUACCAGCCUAAUGAGGAAGAGCCCCUCUUUAGAGUCAGUAAUCAAAACUCCAGCCUCGUUCAGCAGCCGCACCGCUCCCUUCAGCUUCAGCCAAGGCAACAGCAAGCUCAGUGUGGAAAGAAAAGACCCCUUGGCUGCACUGGCGCGGGAGUAUGGAGGAUCUAAGAGAAAUGCUUUACUGAAGUGGUGCCAGAAGAAAACAGAAGGCUAUCCGAAUAUCGAUGUGACCAAUUUCAGCAGCAGCUGGAGCGACGGCUUGGCUUUUUGUGCCCUCCUGCAUACCUAUCUUCCAGCCCACAUCCCAUACCAGGAACUCAUUAGUCAAGAUAAGGUCCACAAUCUGACCCUGGCUUUUCAGGCAGCUGAGAGCGUUGGCAUCAAACCCUCCCUGGAUAUGGAAGAGCUGAUGAGGACUGACAGACCGGACUGGCAGAGCGUCAUGCAGUACGUCUCUCAGAUCUACAAAUACUUUGAGACCUGACCAGAGGGAAGAGAGGGGCCGGAGAGUGAUGGAUAGAAGUCACUGCAGCACUUUUGUGUCACUUCAGCAGCAAUGGACAGACAGACCAGCCUCUCCAGCUCACCGUUGGAAAUAAUCACAGUAAUCGAGGAGUUCCCUGUUUCUGAGUAAUAAAUCACAUAAGGCUGCUGUUUUCUUUCUGUAGAGGGCCAGUCUCUGCAGUGAGGAAACACAUGAACACGUGCCAAAUCUACCGCCAAAACACAGCAUAUACCAGACUAUCUAUGCAUGGUUAGAGUGUAACCCUCGGUGUGAGUGUGACGUCUGCUUACCCCAAACAUCAUGCAGUCAUGAUUGAACCAAUGUGAACCCAACUUUGUUUAACCUUGUGUCCUAUUUGCUGAAAAUUUUGAUCACUCUGUGUACUGAGUUUGAACAUGCUGGAGUUUGCAGAGCAGAAACUAUUUUGAGCUGACAUGUUUGGGUUGAACUGAAGCUUUUCUAUAUUUUCAACCUUUAAUUGUGUAUCCUUCAAAAAAGGAACAAGAUAAACUCUUGCUGCCAUCUGUGAUGCAACACUAAAAUGAUUCAACACUACAAGAGUAGAUGAUAGUUUUUUAGGCAUAUUUUUUAAUGAAAACUGAUCUUUAUGUCUGUUAACAACAUUCAGGACUGACUGGCUGAAUCAAACCAUCAUUUUGUGCUCUUCUUUGUCGAUUUUCAACGUUUCCAUCUGGACUCUCUCAUUAACAAUGGUACUGUGGCUGCUUUGCAAUAAAUUCAUCAACAUGUUUGGCAUGCCAUGUUAAAAGAUGAAGAGGAUAUGUUUUUACAUGUAACAGCUGAGGCACAACACUUUCUCUGUAGUACGAUUUAGACAAGCCUCCAUUUGAAAAUGCACUUACGUUUUGGAAGAUAAAAGUGUUAUUUAUUUAUUUAGAGGACAUGUAUCCUGGAAAGUAAGAAUAUUGAUGGAAAUGUUUGAAGUUUUAUAGUAAAAUGUUUGAAUGGGAGGCUUGUUGGAG
Molecule: messenger RNA, 4322 nt
Organism: Cheilinus undulatus (humphead wrasse)
Lineage: Eukaryota; Metazoa; Chordata; Actinopteri; Labriformes; Labridae
Gene: specc1
Product: sperm antigen with calponin homology and coiled-coil domains 1
Exons: 15
Coding region: 142-3318 (1058 amino acids)
Biological process (GO): actin cytoskeleton organization
Cellular component (GO): filamentous actin; microtubule organizing center
Molecular function (GO): protein binding
Source: RefSeq, a predicted model, not a curated record